This is a messenger RNA of Dromiciops gliroides (monito del monte), 3157 nucleotides long. RefSeq names its product Bardet-Biedl syndrome 10 (gene BBS10). Gene Ontology annotation, molecular function: ATP binding; ATP-dependent protein folding chaperone. The transcript has 2 exons. NCBI's taxonomy places the organism in Eukaryota, Metazoa, Chordata, Mammalia, Microbiotheria, Microbiotheriidae. Gene Ontology annotation, biological process: chaperone-mediated protein complex assembly. The record is from RefSeq and is a predicted model, not a curated record. The coding region runs from base 691 to 2646 and encodes 651 amino acids.
AUGCUGUCCUCAAAGAGCUUACACUCUAAAAGGGGAGGGGGAUGAGGAGCAAGGCCUGAAAAGAAGCCCCAUGUGUGCCAAGCCCUGAAAUACCAAUAGAAACGACGGCCCCCGCUCCCUAGGAGAUGGUGUUGUGAUGGCGAAGAAAGCGAUUACAUAGAGAACACACCUACUCUGUAGACCAGAAGGGGUGAAGUAAACCUAGGUCCAAAGCAGUCAGACACGGAGUAAUUUGAGGAAGGGGGGCGCCGGUAGGCCCCGCCCACGCACAGGAGGGAAGGCGGCAGCAAAAAAGGCCGUCCAUUUCCACCCCCUCCUUUAAAUACAAGCGGCCUUUAAUAACCGCGAUGUCCGAGGCGUGGUUUAAAUCGGUAUUCAAGCAUCUGUUAAGCGCCUGCUGUAUGCCAGACACUGGCAGUACCAAAGAAAGGACAUCGAGCCUUUUGCUUCAUAACAGGCUCCUUGAAGCCAGGGACACUUUACCAUUUGUCCGUUUCCCCAGAGCUCAGCAAAGAGCUGGGCCAAUAUUAGGCAUUUAAUAAAUGCUUGUGGAUUACUGGAAGGAUUGUUUUCCAAGCACUGGGCACUGGUCAAACAGACUAUAGAGUCAGCAGCUGCCCUCAAGGAACUUACAUCUUCAUGAGAAGUCAGCAGGCACAUGUGAUCACAAUAUUCAAAACAUAAUAAAGGAUGAUAGUGACUUGUGUUUCCAUGAAUCGGAAUGUGACUGGAGAUGGUGCUAAAACAUUCAUUAUCCUUCUUUGUGAUUUACUCCGAGGACUUAAGGCAGUCACUGAUAAAGAAAGAGGUUCUCUUGGGGGAAGUAUUCAAAGCCAAGAAAGACACUGGAAAAAUUGUUGCCAGUGGAAAUACAUUUCUCAAGCCAUUUUGACAUUUCAGGCACACAUAUUAGACUAUAUUGUGGUUCAAUAUUUGAGUAAACACUUUUUGUCUAUCAUUUCCUUUUCUGGAGAAGAGAAAAAGUUUUGUAGGAACUCACUAGAAUCACUAUUAGAUGCAUAUUUUUGUGGAAGAGUGGGAAGAAAUAAUCAGAAAUUUAUUUCCCAGUUAACUUGUGAUUAUUUUUACAAAUGUUUGAGCCAUGAAGAUGGUAAGAAUGAAAUGAUUGAUUUAGUAGAUGAACAUUUUCUGGAAUUGUGCACUGCUGUCACAGGACUUCCAGUUUCAAGUUCAAGGAUCAUAUCAGGGUUUGUUAUUCAUAGAGAUUUUUCUGUUUACUGUCCAGCAGACGGUGAUGUGAAAAUAAUCAUUGUAACGGAACCCAUUCAGCCUGCACUUUCUACCUCUGGUUCUGAGCUUGUCAUAAAUUCCGAAGCCCGGUUUCAGGCAUCUCACAUUUGGAUUACAGAAAGGACAAAAACCAUAAUGAAAGAUUUGCAAAGUAAGGGUAUAAAAUUGCUUUUGUCUAGUGUGAAGCAACAGGAUGCAGUUAUUUAUUAUGCAAAACUGAAUGGCAUAUCAGUGGUAGAGUGUAUACCAUCAGAAGAAAUUUCUCUCCUUUGUAGAAUCAUUGCUCUGUCACCUUUUAUGCCGUCAUGGGCCACUUCACAGUGUCACAUCUCUGACACUGCAUUAGUGAAAUUUUGUCAGCCCAUUUUCCUUAAUUCCAGAAGGUAUGUUCAUCUUGGUUUACUUAGCACACACUCUUUUAUACCCCACUGUUUGGUUCUUUGUGGACCAGUCCAAGGCCUCACUGACCAGUAUAUUCAUGCUUUCCAUGGAGCAUUUAAAGUACUUCGACAAGUCUUUAAGGAACUUUAUCUCAGUUACAAAGCACAAGGAAACAACCUUGAUGAGACUUCAAAUUCUGUUACUUCUGAAGAUAAGAAACAAAGUCACCAUUUGAUACAAGUUUAUAGAGCUUUGUUUGAAAGACAGCGUCUAGACUCAGUUUUAAGGAGUAAAGAUAAUCCAUCAAGAAUGCAUUCUAAUUUAAGAGCCACUCCAGAUUUAGUGCUGUCAGGUAUGGAAUCAGAGAGUGAUAUUCCAAGUACAACUUUAACAGGCACACACAAAAUUAAUGGGGACUUUGAAUCCCUACUAUGUACUUAUCCCAACAAAAUUGAGAUUAAUGCCAAUGAACCACUUGUGGGUAUCAGGUGUAUUUGUAAUGGGGAUUCCCUGAUAGAAGUUCCUGAUGAACAAUUAAAUGUCAUUGAACAGACUUGCAAAAUAAGCGUGACAUCAAAGGAGGUCUUUCAGAACACCUCAAAAAGUUCCUGUACUUCCUUUAUACAGGCCGGUUCUGUUUUACCAGUAGGUGGUCACUUUGAGAUACUAUUACAUUAUUAUCUUCUUGACUAUUCCAGACAGUGCCAAAAGCCAGAAAUAAGUAUGAUUAGUUCAUUAAUAGCUAAUGCACUGCUGAGUGUGCCAAAAACCCUUUAUAAAGCUAAGAGAGGAAAUAAAAGCUUUUGCCAUGUUUACUUAAGAACUAUGCAUGCUCUACAAACUAAGCAGUGGAUGGCAGGGAGUCAAAUGGGCCUUGAAUCAGUAGCUUGUAAAUACCAAUUAUUAACAUCCGUGCUUCAUUGCUUGACAAAACUCUUGACUAUUGACUUAGUCAUUAGGAUUAAUAAACAGCCACAAAAGACUGGUGAUGAUGAGACAGAAGAGGAUGUGUGAAAAAAAUAGUUUUGUUCUCAGUGGGUCUUUUUAAAUCUGGCUCAGUCUAGAAAGGACAGGUAGAGAGCUGUCCCUCAGCUUAAUUCUUCCAGGCUUUCCAAGAUGAAACCAUGAGGUUAUUGGUCAUGUUUGCUCCUAGAAUGGUGAAAAAUGCAACUUGGCUUUAAAAGCUCUGUGCAUUAGUAUGGUCCCAAGCUAGGAAUAUUUCUCCAUGGGAACUAUACUUUUUUUUCUUGAUGUUUGUUCUUGCUAAAUGUGACUAUUAUAGAGGAAGGAGGGUGGUAAGAGGUUUUGUCUAUCCCUUCUUCCCUUCAUUCCCUCUUCUCCAUUCUCUUUACAUUUUUGUACAUUAACUAUCCAUAUUAUAGGUCAGAAAAAAUUUUUAUUUGUUGUACUAAUUAACUAGCACACUGUAAAAUUCCAAACAAAUGUCAGGGUUUUUACACCCUGCCAUUAAUUAUAGUAGUUUCCACUACUAUAUUUGUUCCAUAGCCAUAUUAAUAAAGAAUGA